Messenger RNA from Patiria miniata (bat star), 2184 nucleotides. Its product is annotated as alpha-N-acetylgalactosaminide alpha-2,6-sialyltransferase 1-like. NCBI's taxonomy places the organism in Eukaryota, Metazoa, Echinodermata, Asteroidea, Valvatida, Asterinidae. The transcript is spliced from 8 exons. The coding region runs from base 989 to 2173 and encodes 394 amino acids. Gene Ontology annotation, molecular function: sialyltransferase activity. The record is from RefSeq and is a predicted model, not a curated record.
ACAAAUUCGAUCUGUCGUCUUCCACUUGAAGCUACGUACCCUGAAUACGGAUCUGACCGCAUUGCCCGUGUAGGAACACGCUGAAACUACAUACACACCCAGUAAUAUAAUAGCUGCCUAGAUUUUAUCACCAUAAUUAUUAUUUAUAUUAUCAGCGACAUGAUUCCAAAGUCCGCCCAAUAGGAGAAGCUGGUUUCAUCAUUUCGACAUUGCAGUGCAGUUCAUGUGUGAGCAAUUGGCCGUUAUACCACGCACCGCCACUGUAAUACUAUGUUUCCGUACUAGAUCGCGUGUGGAGACAGGUGUAAAUAGUUGCAGUAUUGAACGAUCAAAUAUAAUACCAGUCGCGGCCGACCUUAUUUCAUAUGGUUCUAUUCACCACAAUGGAAGGAAAUCCCUGAAUAUUGCACGGGUCGUUGAGCGAACCGACUUGGUAUUUAUACCACACCAGAAUAAUAUUCCUUGUCUUCUCAAGUGUGGUUAGGCCAACGUGGAAGAGGAGCUACAUUUUCCUGGAGAAAUUCAGAUACCCUAAACAGUUUAAACGGAGUGGACACUGAAGCGAAAGGAUCUCGCGACGGACGACGUUUCAUUUACAACCAAAUCGAGGCGACCAAUUCACACUUCGCAGCUUCGAAUUUACGGGAGAUAUCAGGUUGUGAGAUGUUGUAGCAAAUGUGGAAAUAUAAGUCUGAGAAACGUAACACAGUGUUGAUUCAGCAGGAAAGAAAAUUGACAGCUUGCUGUGAUGGAAGCGGAAUAAUAUUACCAUUUUAUUAGCAUCUUCUUUCUCCUGGACACGAAACGGAAUCGACAUGAUGCACUUUGCAUAAUCGAUCUACCAUACUGGAGCCGAGAUAACAAAAACAAAGAGUUACUCGCGAAACGCUGGCUUCGGAAUAAGCCCACUAGUACGCUCCGAGCGGCUUCUGAGUUGAGUACCAACUCGACGCCAGGGACGUAUUACAAGCCAUUGCAAAAAUACAAAAUGGCGUUUAGGUUCAAAGUGACCAGGUCUGUAAAGGCAGUAAUGGGAGUAGCGUUACUCGUCUACAUCGGAACUUUUUUAGUCGGCAUGAUGGCAAGAAUGCAUAAACCCACAUUCCCUUGGACUUCAGAUAAAGACGAUUAUGCUGCUUGGAGAGAAACUGUUGCCAGCCACGACGCAAUAUUGGAUUCGAAAAAUAAGGAAAACAGCCUGGCGGGAAGAAGGCCGCAGGCGCCCAACCGGACGCUAGUGGAAAAGUUGGGGAUAAGGACGGGGUACCAGACAGAGAAAGUGAAGAAGGAGGAACGUAAAACUGUGCCAUGCCCAAAGACAGUCGCAUCCCUCGCCAAAUAUUCCAAAUGGUUCAAGGAAAGAUAUCGGCAGGACGUCAAGUUAUUCCUAGACAAAGAUGACAUUAAUAACUACGACAAUCUCUCGGCCAGUGGGCUCCCCUUUGGAUUCAGAAGACAAAACAAGACAGUUAUCAGCCAAAUUUUACAGCAUAAAGACUUUUCCAAUCCUCCCGUGCACGGAGCUAGCGGUAAGCAAGGCUGCAUCCGGUGUGCUGUGGUGGGAUGUGGUGGCAUCCUGAACGGCUCAGAGGCCGGUGAAGAAAUAGACGGCCAUGAUUACAUCUUUAGACUCAACAGGGCGUUGUCAGCAGGAAAAUUUGCCAAAGAUGUCGGUAAACGCACGACGUUCUACACUUUCUUCCCUGAGUCACAGCAUCUGACUGACGUGGAAGACAAGAAUGCUCUGUUUUUCUUCACGCUAUUCAAAGCUUACGAUGCCGACUACGCACUAAACAUGAUGAACGGCGACGAUCCACCAAAGUACGUGAGCAGAGGGAAAACCUAUAAAGUGAGGAAACCCAUCUUGGAUCCCAAGAAGGUGAAGUUUGUUCACCCGGCUUUCUUCACCUACGUCUUCAAGACUUUCUUAGACAGCAAAGCCUACAGACCGACCACAGGUGCACUUGUGGUAUUCCUAGCCCUUCACAUCUGCGACGAGAUUACCAUCUAUGGCUUUGGCUACGACCCCCGUUUUACCAUGCACUACUAUGACACCAAAUUCGUCGUUCACACAAACGCUUCCACUGGUUCGCACGAUGUUGACAACGAGAGGAAACUGUGGCAUAAACUACACGAGGAAGGCGUGAUCAGACUAUUCAAAAGAGACGUGUGACACCGAAGGGG